CCCCUGCAUUCGCGGCGCCACCUGGCAUUGCCCUCUGCCGCCCGCCGCCGGUACCGCAGCAAUGGCGGCCCCCACGGCCCAAGCGUGAGCCCGACCGCCGACCGCCGCUGCCGUGGAGUCUGGAUAAGACCUAUCAAGGGAGCUUCUUGGCUUUGGGACUACCUAGUGAUAGUGAUCUUCAGCCACAGUUUUAGAGGAGUGGCACCAAAAAGCCAGUUGUUAUGCUGAGUGCUUUACAGGACAAGUAACAUUCCCUGCUUCCUCAGCUGCCUGAAAAUCAAGCCAUAGAUACUGAGCUUCAGUUUGAAUAGGGGAGGAAAAAUGCCAGCUUCUCUAAAAAAACUGCAGCAAAUGGCUGUUUUCAUGGGACUGUUCAGUGGUGGCGGAUGCAUCGUGAUGUAUAAUCUUAUGCAAAAAAGUUUCGCCAGGACCCAGUAUUACCAGCAAGCUUUGGAGCAACUGAACAGCAAUCCUGAUGCCCUGGAAGCCCUGGGUGCCCCCCCUCUUAAGGUUCACAACAUCCGACUGACAGAUGGGAGUAAUCGCGUAGACACAGAAAGAGCACAGAUAAAGUUACCGGUAUCUGGAACAAAAUCAGCGGGAUACCUCUACAUUAACUCGGAGAUGGACCACUCCCGUCAGUGCUGGUGCCUUCAGGAUGUCACCUUGAAACUACGGGAUGGUCAGAAUAUCCCUGUUUACCCCUCCCCGGUGGAAAGCUUUGGUGUGCAAGAAGGCUAAAAAUCAGAGACAGCUGCCUCUCCACCUCCCAUUGAGCCAAAGGAGCCAUUAAUCGAUUGCAUCCUGCUGUGUCCAUGAAUGUACACAGUUGUCACAAGUGACAGUUUCGCUUAAGUGGGUGCUCUCAAGACAAUUUUGUCCCUAAGAUCGACCUCAUCACUGUUGUAAUUGUAAUUUCUUUCUUUUGCUGGUUCAUUCAUGUGUUCAACAGAAGCCUAAAAUAAAUACCUUGCAAAAGGCUUGCUGCUCCAGAGAA
Empidonax traillii (willow flycatcher) is the source of this 997-nucleotide messenger RNA. RefSeq names its product cytochrome c oxidase assembly factor 1 homolog. Gene Ontology annotation, cellular component: mitochondrial inner membrane. NCBI's taxonomy places the organism in Eukaryota, Metazoa, Chordata, Aves, Passeriformes, Tyrannidae. The record is from RefSeq and is a predicted model, not a curated record. The coding region runs from base 322 to 741 and encodes 139 amino acids. The transcript is spliced from 6 exons. Gene Ontology annotation, biological process: mitochondrial respiratory chain complex I assembly; mitochondrial respiratory chain complex IV assembly.